UCCACAGAAUGGAGCGAGAAUGAGCAGAGUGCGGUCGAGAGUGAAGCAUGAACUGGAGGCUCAUUGAAGUCACUUACUUCCUGUUUAUAUGGAACCAUAUAACAGUUCAGUCUUCCCGCCAAGAGCCCUCGGCCAACGAGCAGCAUGUUACCAAGCAGUUUGACUGGCUCAUCUCUGACCGUGGGCCUUUCCACCACUCGAAGGGGUACCUAUCCUUCAUGGAAAGAUUUCGCCAAGGAUUCACGACCCGGUAUAAAAUUUAUAGGGAGUUUGCACGUUGGAAGGUGAGGAACACGGCCAUCGAGAGGCGGGAUCUGAUCCGGAAUCCUCUGCCCUUGAUGCCAGAGUUUCAGCGCAGCAUGCGGAUGCUCGGACGACGGCCGUCCACGCAACAGUUCAUCGACACCAUCAUCAAGAAAUAUGGGACGCACAUCUUGAUCUCGGCCACGCUGGGAGGUGAGGAAGCUCUCACCAUGUACAUGGCCAAGAACAAGCUGGACCGGAAGAUGGUCAACGCCACCCAAGGAGUCGAGGCACUGCACCAGCUCGCCUCCUCAUACUUCAUCGACCGAGAUGGCACCAUGCGCAAACUCCACGAAAUACAGAUCUCCAGCAACGCCAUCAAGGUGACGGAGACGCGGACGGGUCCACUCGGCUGCAGCACGUACGAUAAUCUCGACUCUGUCAGUUCUGUUCUUCUUCAGAGCCCGGAGAGCAAACUCCAUCUGCAAGGUUUGCAGGUCAUUUUCCCCGAGUACCUGCAGGAGAAGUUCGUCCAGUCAGCUCUCAGCUACAUCAUGUGCAACGGCGAGGGAGAAUACGUCUGCCGGAACAGUCAGUGCAUCUGUCAGUGCGCCGACGAGUUCCCACAAUGCAACUGUCCCACCACUGACCUCCAGAUCAUGGAGAACACGCUCAUCGGCAUGGCAGAGACUUGGGAGGCGUCUUACAAUGACUUUGAGAACUCAGAUGAGUUUAAGUCAUUUCUGAAACGUCUGCCCGCAACACACUUCCUGCCGGUGAGCAGCGUGCACCUGCUGUGGGGCAGUGACUGGGACCUUCAGAACCGCUACCGGCUCUUGCAGAGUUCACUGGAGGCCCAAAGACUGAAGAUCCAGCGCACGGCCCGGAAACUCUUCGGUCUGAGCAUUCGCUGCCACCACAACCCCAACCACCAGAUGCCCAGGGAGAGAUCGGUGCUACAGUGGCUGAACCGCGUGCAGUCGUUCCUCUACUGCAAUGAGAACGGCUUCUGGGGAACCUUCCUGGAGAGCCAGCGCACUUGCGUGUGCCACACAGGGGCCACCCUUUGCCAGCGUCCCAUCCCUUGUGUGAUCGGCGGCAACAACAGCUGCGCCAUGUGCAGCCUGGCCAACAUCUCGCAAUGCGGCUCCUGCAACAAGGGCUACAAGCUGUACCGCGGGCGCUGCGAGCCGCAGAACGUGGACUCAGAGCGCAGCGAGCAGUUCAUCAGCUUCGAGACCGACCUGGACUUCCAGGACCUGGAGCUCAAGUACCUGCUGCAGAAGAUGGACUCGCGGCUGCACAUCCACACCACCUUCAUCAGCAACGAGGUGCGCCUGGAGACCUUCUUUGACCCGCGGUGGCGCAAGCGCAUGUCGCUGACGCUCAAGAGCAACAAAAACCGCAUGGACUACCUGCACAUGAUCGUAGGCCUGUCCAUGAAGAUCUGCCAGAUGCGCAACAGCAGCGUGGACCCCAUGUUCUUCGUUUACGUCAACCCGUUCAGCGGCAGCCACUCGGAGGGUUGGAGCAUGCCGUUCGGAGAGCAUGGAUACCCACGCUGGGAGAAGGUGCGACUGCAGAACUCGCAAUGCUUUAACUGGACACUGCUGUUGGGAAACCGCUGGAAGACCUUCUUCGAGACGGUGCACAUCUACCUGCGAAGUCGCGCUAAGGUGCCCACCGUCCUGCGAAAUGACACGGGCCAGGGCCCGGUGGACUUAUCCGAUCCCAACAAGCGGCAGAUCUACAUCAAGAUCUCCGACAUACAAGUGUUCGGCUACAGCCUGCGAUUCAAUGCCGACCUGCUGAGGAGCGCCGUGCAGCAGGUCAAUCAGUCGUACACACAGGGGACCCAGUUCUACUCGUCCUCGUCCAUCAUGCUCCUGCUGCUGGACAUACGGGAGAGAAUUAACCGCCUGGCCCCUCCGGUGGCCCCUGGGAAGCCCCAGCUGGACCUGUUCUCCUGUAUGCUGAAACAUCGGCUCAAGCUCAACAACAGUGAGAUGAUUCGCGUGAAUCACGCCUUGGACAUGUACAACACAGAAAUCUUGAAACAAUCAGACCACCUGACUACCAAACUUUGCUGAAAACACAAUUGGAAAGAAGAAACCGUUGUAUUGAGGACAAAGAAUAAAACAAAAGGGAGCGAGAGAAAGAGAGAUAAUCCGUUUUAUUUUCUUUCUCCGUUUGAUUUGGAACCUUUUGGUUUGCUUUUUUGAUGUAUUAUUAACAACUUUGUAAGUGUAAUUGUUAAACGGAAACUAAAAAUACAAAGAGAAAUCAUUUUAGUUCACUAAAGGAAAAGAAAACAAAAAACAACAACAAAAAAUACUGUAUCAUAUUUGUCGAAGCAUGUCUGUCAUUUCCUAAAAAAAAAAAAAAAAAAAAGAAGAAUAUGAGAAAAGAUCACAAUUACUAUUAAAUUCAACAUCCAGUGACACAGAGGCCUUGAUUUUACUUUGAGGGAACAAAGGUACAUCUUAAACUGCCAUUCUUUACUGGUUAACACAUUUUUAGAGAUGUAAAGACAACUACGUAAGGGCAGAACCAAAAUACAGUCAUUCAUUUGAGGCAGUACCAUGUUGUUAUCACGCAUCUUUUAGAUGAGGUUUAUACAACGUAAGGAUUCAUUGACUGUACCGUGUCUUGUCCUUUCAUACGACACCCUCUGAGAGAGCUUGGCAUUGAGUUCAGUACAGAUGUCCACCCUUUCUUGCUGGACAUCCAGUUUUCUUGAUUGCCGUUUAUUGCAGCUCGCCAGGUGAACUGAAUCCUGCGUGGGCUCCCUCUGUUGUAUUUUCAGAUUUGCGCUCUUGUUCUUCAGCGAGGUCAAGUCGCCUCGGUGCCUGAGUGCAGUAUCUAUGGUUGAACAUAAUCAAUUCAUGCUAUUUCGUACUGCUUCGCAUAAUGUACACGUUGUGAUUGCUGAUGUGUCAAGCUUUUUUGCAGCACCGUGAACAAAAUUUGAUCAUUUUUCUUUAAGGGUCAGCAUAAAGCCAUACAUUUCUCAGAGGGAUGAAGGAAAAAAAAAAAAAAAAAAAAAAAAAAAAAAAAGAGAAGCUGGGCACAUUUUGUGAGAAAUGUCCUAUAAAUUGCUUUUGUAUUUUUGUUUUUCAGUCUUUUUCUAAUGAAAUAUAGCACAGUGGUCUGAAAAAAAAAAGAAAAGAAAAUUAUAUAUAUGUACCGCGGGAUUAUGGCAUGACAUUGUAAAGCCAUUGCAUUUUCAUUAACAAGAGUGAAUCCACAAGAACAGUAUAUUAAAGCUUCAAAUAUCUAUGAUGGUUUUAAUCUCAAAAUCUGCUUGUAUACCAAAUGUACACUUUACUUUUAUAAGAUUUCAUUUGGGUUUUAUAUUCCUUGAUGCAAUUCAGGUUUAACUUUUUGACAUGUCGACUGAUUAAUCUCUCUACUCUAAAAUCUUGGGACGGGGGAUUUUUAUUUUUUUAUUUUAAUUUAUUUUUUUGUGCAAAAGAACCCUAGACAACUAGAGCAAUUUCUUGCAUAGGGAGAAUGCCAUUAUUAUUAGCGUUUAUUAUUUUAUUGCCAUUAUUAUUAUUCAAUCUUAUUAAGUGCCUGUUAGCUAUCCCUUUAAUGCUUUUUUCUUUUUUUUCUUUUCUUUUUUUGUGUUUAACAGGAAGAUACCAUCUUAAUCUAAACACAUGCCAUUUGACUCAUGGGAACAGGGCCAAAAGCUUUCUUGCUGUACUCUGCAUGAAUUGAAAAUAACCUUUUGAGAGGAGACUUAACUUGGUUAAUGAAUUAGAGUUAAAUGUGUAUUAUAAGUGUAAAUACCUAUUUUGUCUUGAUAUAGCCAUGGAUUCAAAAGCUUUUCUUAGAUAACUGCAAAUGAACCACAGCCCAUUAAACACAAAGCAAACUCCCCUUGAGCACAAGUUCUGUAAAUAUCGCAGGUCCCCCACAAAAAGCAUUCGCCCUCAUCUGGAGAAACAUCACCAGCUGAAAUUGAUCUUGUCCAAGCUAAAUCUGUUAAUGAUCUACACGAGCACAUGCUUACAGCCUUCCAUACACUUCUGUUGAAACCAUGUACGACACACUUUCUGAUAGAGCGUUCAGUGGGUUGAGAAACUGCUUUCAAGUACUUUAUGUAAUUUCUGCUGUUCUGUUGAAAUAACUAUAUCGGCUUUCUUCAAAAUGAAUGUUUCAAAUAAUAAUCUAUUUCUCAUUAAAAUGCUAUAUUUAAUAAGAAGA
Messenger RNA from Puntigrus tetrazona (Sumatra barb), 4455 nucleotides. RefSeq names its product bone morphogenetic protein/retinoic acid inducible neural-specific 1 (gene brinp1). The coding region runs from base 48 to 2333 and encodes 761 amino acids. Gene Ontology annotation, biological process: negative regulation of mitotic cell cycle; positive regulation of neuron differentiation. The transcript is spliced from 7 exons. Lineage: Eukaryota; Metazoa; Chordata; Actinopteri; Cypriniformes; Cyprinidae. The record is from RefSeq and is a predicted model, not a curated record.